AUGCUGAAGGAUGACCACAAUGAAGGAGAAGCCUUUUGUUAUAUAGAUUCUCCUAGAAGCAGAGUUGUGGAAGAUGUGUGGCAAGAUCCUGAUGAAAAUGGUUCUGGAUUAACAGAAGGUUCUGAAACCGAAGAAGAUGUUGGGUUUCUUUCUGAUGAAGAUAUCGAAAUUAAUGGCCAACAAAUUUUCGAAGAUUCAUUGCGUUUGAGCUCUUUUGAUUUACAUUUGCAUCAUAGCUUAUCCAAAGAAGAAAUUGACAGCCAAAGUAACAAGAAGUUUAGCUGGGAGACUCCAGCUGUUGGUUUGACAAAUUGCAAGUGGACAGGAACUGGAGAGAAUAUUAUGGAGGAUUUGGAUAUCAAUUCUUGUCAUGGUCUCAAAGCAAAGUUGUCCGAGCAUUGGAUGGAUGUCUACAAGACAUCUGGGGGCAAAGAUAUCAGCAGCAGCUACCGGGAUAUACUGUACUGUAACAAGAGGCCUUUCUAUCUCAAAGGCCUUGAAGAUGCAAGCAUUAUGGAUGCUUACAUAAUGCAUUCUCUCAAUCAUGUCUUCAGAACUAGAGACACUGUGAAAAAAAAUGAUGCCAAACUGACCAAGCUUAAAGAGAAUACUGAUAGUGAUAAAUUUCGAGAUCAAGGUUUUACUCGUCCUAAGGUUUUAAUAUUAUUGCCAUUGGCAAGUAUUGUGUACCGUGUUGUAAAGAGGCUUAUACAUCUUACACCUUCAGCUUUCAAGGUCAAUGUUGAACAUAUGGAUCGUUUUUCCACUAAAUUUGGAGGUGAAGAACGUAAGGGUGAUAUAGAAAAUGGUGAAGAAUCUGAAAAUGCAAAACCUAAUAAAUCUUCCAAAGCAUCUGACUUUCAAAUACUUUUUGGUGGCAAUAAUGAUGAUGACUUUAUGAUUGGCAUCAAAUUCACUAGGAAGACAAUCAAGUUGUUCAGUGAUUUUCAUACCUCUGACAUUAUUAUUGCUUCACCACUUUGCUUGGUUAAUGCUCAUGAAGCAUUGACACUGUUGGCUUUUUCAGUGUUUUCUACCAACUUUACUGAGAUGAAAAUCGAAGAGGCUAGCAGUAAUAAGGAAAAAGAUGUAGAUUUUCUUUCAUCCAUAGAGGUUCUGAUUAUUGAUCAUGCAGAUGUAAUAUCAAUGCAGAAUUGGUCUCAUGUGCAUACGGUUAUGGAACACUUGAACCGCUUACCUUCUAAGCAGCCUGGAACUGAUGUAAUGCGCAUUAGACCUUGUAAAUGGGUCAGAUCCUUUUCUGAAAUGGUUAAACUUAUGCUCCAUUGCACCUUCUUAUAUGGGGUGCUGAGUUAUGACUUGACUUUGCCGAUUUAUGAACGAUUUAAUGUAGACUCAAUAGUAGAAGCUGAUGAUGCCCGUUUUGAUUAUUUUGUUAAAAAGGUUUUCCCCAGGAUAAAAGAUUUAGAUCAGGGAGGGACAAUGUUAUUUACCAAUUCUUACUUCGAAUUUAUUCGAAUCCGGAAUUUCUUGAAGUCACAGAAUGCCUCAUUUUGUCUGCUUGGGGAGUAUACAACCCAAAGUGAUAUUUCUCGUGCACGUCUUUGGUUCUAUGAAGGAAGUAGAAAAGUUAUGCUCUACACUGAGAGAUCUCAUUUUUACCACAGAUAUAAGAUUCGUGGGGUUCAAAAUUUAAUCAUUUAUUCACUCCCAGAGAGGAAGGAAUUUUACCCUGAGAUUGUGAAUAUGCUGGAUGGGUCUAAUAAUAUGACUUGCACAGUCCUUUAUUCCUGCCUUGACAAGUUUCGGCUGGAAAGAAUUGUUGGAACUACUCCAGCCAAAAGGAUGGUGGCUGCGGAGAAAGGUGUUUUUGUUUUCUGUCAUUAG
Sphenostylis stenocarpa is the source of this 1848-nucleotide messenger RNA. Lineage: Eukaryota; Viridiplantae; Streptophyta; Magnoliopsida; Fabales; Fabaceae. The record is from the annotation of a GenBank genome assembly.